CUCGUUCCACUAGUUAAGUGGAAUUGUUUAAAAUUUAUUGUUGGAUUAAAAUAAGGAAAAAAGACUUCUUUAAUAAUUAAUUAAAGUGUAUAAAUGAACAAAGCUUAUUUAAACCAGUUCACUAAAAACAAAAACUAUGUAACAUAUUGUCUCUGUGUAUAUUUAAAGCUGGAUUUUGAAGAUCUUUGAGAAGUUUGAGAAUAACAUAAUAAGCUAAUCAGCUGUUUUGAAUCGACGUGUCAAAGUGACAGUCGCCAGCUAGACUGGCUCCUCAUCACUCUUCAUCAUCAUUAAUGCAACAUGUAAAAUGUAACAAGUCUUAAGAAAAUGCAUCUCUUUGCUAAAUCGCAUAAAUUGAAACACAUGUUUCUUUCGAUCGUCAUUCUCUUAAUUAUUGGGCCAUCUGGGGCUUUAAGUUUCAAGAAUGUGGAAGAAAAAUCGAUUACCUCUGAACCUGAUUCUUUCGUGUCUGUUCAAAAUGCAAAUUCGUUGACUGCAAAGCCAGAAAAUGAGCAACAAGAAAGUACAACCAGGGCCAGUGUGGCAGAAAUUACCACCGGACGAGGACCAACUCUGAAUUCAAAACACGAGGAUCAGAAUAACAUUGGUUCAUCGACAGCAAAAUCAACAUCUCCAGCAUCAAAUACCAGCAUCAAAGCGCCUGACAAAAAUGCUGGUUACUCUAGUUCUACCCAAAGUUUUGACGUGAUGAAUUUUACAAAUAUUAGCACUACGACUAUUGUACCUGCUGAACCAAUUUUACCCGACAAAGGUUCUGCAGAGGAAGAACACAAUAGUUCAAUGUCGAUUUUCUUCGUACUCUGUGUUUUGGCCCUGGGAAUAUUGCUGAUUCAUUUGAUGCUGCAGACGAAUUUCCAAUACUUGCCAGAAUCGGUUGUGAUUGUAUUCUUGGGAGGUGCAAUUGGCAUGAUAAUUAAUUUAAUGUCUUAUAAAAAUAUUGCUAAUUGGCGAAAGGAAGAAGCCUUUUCACCAACAGCUUUCUUCCUUUUGCUUCUUCCUCCGAUAAUAUUUGAAUCUGGUUACAAUUUGCACAAGGGAAACUUUUUCCAAAACAUAGGUAGCAUUAUAGUUUUUGCUAUAAUAGGUACCACUAUUUCGGCCUUUGUUAUUGGAGCAGGAAUAUAUUUACUUGGUCUCGCAGAUGUUGCAUAUAAGCUGAGUUUCGUGGAAAGUUUCGCUUUCGGAUCUUUAAUAUCAGCUGUAGAUCCUGUAGCAACGGUUGCGAUUUUCCAUGCUUUAGAUGUUGAUCCAGUUUUAAACAUGUUAGUCUUCGGAGAGUCUAUACUCAACGAUGCAAUUUCUAUCGUUUUAACUACUUCUAUAUUAGAGUCCAACAAUGCAGCUACUACGAGCGAGGCUAUGCUUCUAGGAAUAAAUAGGUUUUGCUUAAUGUUUUUUGCUUCGGCUGGUAUCGGAGUCCUUUUUGCACUCAUUAGUGCUUUAUUAUUGAAGUAUGUGGAUCUUCGGAAAAAUCCGUCUUUAGAGUUUGGGAUUAUGCUGGUGUUUACUUAUGCACCGUACGUCUUAGCCGAAGGAAUUCAGUUAUCAGGAAUCAUGGCAAUUUUAUUCAAUGGAAUUGUAAUGUCCCACUAUACUCAUUUUAAUUUAUCAACAAUAACGCAAAUUACAAUGCAACAAACUAUGAGAACCUUAGCUUUCAUAGCAGAAACUUGCGUUUUCGCAUAUUUAGGCCUGGCACUCUUCAGUUUUAGACACAGGGCUGAACCAGCUUUGGUUGUCUGGUCCUUAAUCCUGUGUCUCAUUGGACGAGCUGCAAACAUCUUCCCCUUGGCUUUGCUCGUAAAUAAAUUUCGAGAGCAUAAAAUAACGAAAAAAAUGAUGUUUAUAAUGUGGUUCAGCGGUCUUCGAGGUGCCAUAUCCUACGCACUAUCUCUUCACUUAAACUUUAGUGACGAGACGAGGCAUGUUAUUAUUACAACUACCCUCAUCAUAGUAUUAUUUACAACCUUAAUUUUUGGUGGAUCUACCAUGCCUUUGCUGAAGUUUCUUCGUGCUGAGAAAAAGCAGAAAAGUAGCAGGAGGAAGAGGCGAGAUAAAGAAAUUUCACUUAGCAAGACCAAAGAAUGGGGUCAAGCGAUAGAUUCUGAACAUUUAUCAGAGUUCACCGAGGAAGAAAUAGAAGUGUCUUUCACGCAGUCAAGAAUGCGAGGCUUUGCCAGGUGGGAUUACAAAUUCUUCAUUCCCUUAUUUACGAGACGCUUCACGCAGCAAGAACUGAAAGAUUGCAAGUCUCAAAUGACGGACCUAACGAAUCAAUGGUAUCAAGCGAUCAGGAUUAGUCCUAUAGAAUCAGAUGAAGAAACGGCUACCUCAACUGCUCAACUGAGCAGCCUUAGUAAUAACAAC
This is a messenger RNA of Belonocnema kinseyi, 2388 nucleotides long. It is a transcript of the gene Nhe1, whose product is annotated as sodium/hydrogen exchanger 8. Gene Ontology annotation, molecular function: sodium:proton antiporter activity. The transcript is spliced from 4 exons. Gene Ontology annotation, biological process: sodium ion transport; regulation of pH; proton transmembrane transport. Lineage: Eukaryota; Metazoa; Arthropoda; Insecta; Hymenoptera; Cynipidae. Gene Ontology annotation, cellular component: Golgi apparatus; membrane. The record is from RefSeq and is a predicted model, not a curated record. The annotation marks the transcript as partial.